AUGUCCGCAACUCAGUUACUUCGUGCUAGCUGGACACGUCUACCAUUCGGAAGACGAACUGCCCAACAUCUGCUUGCCAAGCCAUCGUUGAAAUCACAAAACGAUCGCUCUUUCUCCACAUCCGGUGCUCUCGCCAUGUUGACCACAGAGCUAUCCGAGGCCGAGGUGUCGGCCUUGCGAGCGAACAAAGAGAGACUGGCCAAGGACCUCCACCACUCGUGUCAAUGGGGGCCUGGUAUUCGAUGGGGAGAUCACCCGACAGAAACGGGGAUGCAGCGUCUGGCACUAUCAGACGAAGACAGACAAGUGCGAGAUUGGUUUGUUCAAACCAUGAAAGAUCUGAAGUGUCAAAUCACAGUCGAUGAAAUGGGCAAUAUCUUUGCCGUGCGGCCUGGUCGACGGGCGGACGUUCCUGCUACAUUUAUUGGCAGCCAUCUCGAUACGCAGCCAACCGGAGGGCGAUAUGAUGGGAUCCUGGGCGUUUUGGCCGGCAUCGAAACCUUGAAGCGUAUGGAUGAAAUGGGACUCGAAACGGAAGGCGGCGUCGGUGUCGUGAACUGGACCAACGAAGAGGGUGCACGUUUCCCGUUGAGCAUGGUCUCAUCGGGCGUCUGGGCCGAAUGCAUUCCGCUGUCGAAGGCCCAUAACCUCGAGGAGGUGCCUACUGUGGCAUCGCUUCCGACGGCGUCGUCUUCGCCGGAGACGAUGAAGUCUGCCCUGGCAAACAUUGGCUAUCUGGGUGCUGUGCCAUGCUCCUACAAAAGCACCCCAAUGGCAGCCCACUUUGAGUUGCACAUCGAGCAGGGCCCUCACUUGGUCUCAGCCCGUCAGCGGGUCGGUGUCGUCACCGCGGUCCAGGCAUAUCGCUGGUUCAAGCUGGAGAUCGUCGGACGAGAUACUCAUACCGGAACAACGGCCUUUGAACACCGUGCUGAUGCAUUGUAUGCCUUUGCACAGAUGAUGGUUCGGGCUCGAGAGGUAGCCGCAGCGAAAGGUUGUCUUGCAAGCGUGGGUAUCAUCCAGGUCGCACCAGGAAGUGUCAACACAGUCCCGGGACGGGUGAGCUUCAGCUUGGAUAUUCGCGGACCAGAGACUGCUUUAGUGGCGGAAGUUGAGUCCGAGCUUCGCAGUGACUUUGAUAAGAUUGCCGCGGCAGAAGGCGCUGGAAUUGGAAAACCUUGUCGAGUGGAAUGGACACUCGACUUUGACUCUCCAGCGAUCAAGUUCCACCCGGACUGUAUCGAUUGCGUUCAAGAGUCCGCCCAUGCUGUGGUUGCAGAUGCGUCGGCGGCUGACGCCAAAGCGCUGGUUCGGCCCAUCAUGAGUGGCGCGGGCCAUGACAGCGUCUUCACUUCGAAACGUGUUCCAACGAGCAUGAUUUUCGUCCCAUGUAGAGACGGGCUGAGCCACCAUCCGGAGGAGUUCUGUUCGGAAGACGAUUGUGCUACGGGGGCAUCUGUGAUUCUGCAGGCAGUGGUACGCUAUGAUCGAAAGCGCUUCACCUAA
This is a messenger RNA of Penicillium oxalicum, 1506 nucleotides long. Its product is annotated as M20 family metallo-hydrolase. The transcript is spliced from 3 exons. Gene Ontology annotation, molecular function: hydrolase activity, acting on carbon-nitrogen (but not peptide) bonds, in linear amidines. The record is from RefSeq and is a predicted model, not a curated record. NCBI's taxonomy places the organism in Eukaryota, Fungi, Ascomycota, Eurotiomycetes, Eurotiales, Aspergillaceae. Bases 1 to 1506 code for a protein of 501 amino acids.